Messenger RNA from Talpa occidentalis (Iberian mole), 1561 nucleotides. RefSeq names its product yippee like 4 (gene YPEL4). Lineage: Eukaryota; Metazoa; Chordata; Mammalia; Eulipotyphla; Talpidae. Bases 654 to 1037 code for a protein of 127 amino acids. The transcript has 8 exons. The record is from RefSeq and is a predicted model, not a curated record.
AAGAGAAAAGUGGGGCCCAAAGAGGAUCCAUCCCUGGCCUGUGCUGGCUGGUGAAUCUAUUGGCACAGCUGGGACCCCAGCUUAGGUCUCCCAGACCAUCGACAGACACCUGCACCCUGCCUGAAGAAAUCCACUCAGCUGCUGUUUGACCGAGGUACAGACGAGAGACAACCUCUGGCCCCCCAGCAGCUGGCCAGCUUGGCAGCCCCGUCUUGAGCCCCGAACUCCCCUCCCCUGGCCCCAUCCCCUUCCCCAUUGAAGGAGCGGAGAGAAGAGCGAAGAGUGAGCAGAGAGAUUGAGAUUGAGAGAGAGAGAGAUAGACGGAGAUCUCUGGAGCAGACCUCAAGACCCCCAAAGCCCGCCCUGGAAGCUGGCUGCACGGCUCCUUAUUUGGACCAUACCAUACGGAGAAUGCCAGCCCAGGGGGGGCCGAAGCUUCAGAGCAGACGAGAAAAUCCAUUGCAAGCAGGUGACUUCCAUUUCUAUCUGGUUCACGUCUGGGGGGGCCCUGGCCGGGCAGCCCCCCCACAUUUCUCCUGCCCUAAAACACGGCUCUAGCCAACCUGCUCCGCUGCUUCACCUGCGACCGUCUGUGUGGGGGCUGCACGGCGCCAGCCCCUCCGGCCCGCCAGGGCAUCGUCCUCCAGCCAGUCAUGCCGAGCUGUGACCCGGGCCCGGGCCCAGCCUGCCUCCCCACCAAGACGUUCCGCAGCUACCUGCCACGCUGCCACCGCACCUACAGCUGCGUCCACUGCCGGGCACACCUGGCCAAACACGACGAGCUUAUUUCCAAGUCUUUCCAAGGGAGCCAUGGCCGAGCCUACCUGUUUAACUCCGUGGUCAACGUGGGCUGUGGGCCGGCCGAACAGCGCCUCCUGCUCACGGGGCUCCACUCUGUAGCUGACAUUUUCUGCGAGAGCUGCAAAACCACGCUGGGCUGGAAAUAUGAACAAGCCUUUGAGACAAGCCAGAAGUACAAGGAGGGGAAGUACAUCAUUGAAAUGUCACACAUGGUGAAGGACAACGGCUGGGACUGAGGGAGGACAAGCCUUGAGUCAUGGGCCGGUAGACGGCAGGCCACAGAAUAGCAGAUGAGAAGAGGCUUGGGUCGGAGUGAAAUCUUGGCCUCCGACACCGGGAAAUACCAGUCUCUGAGGGUGAGGUGCCCCACCCCCAUCUGUAGAAGGGACUCGGGGGUGGAAGAGGCUCAAAUCCCAGGCCCUGGGAAAGAAUAAAAGUAUCACAGGGGGUUCCAUUUCACUCCACUUGUUUGUCUUGGCACUGAAGAGGCACUUUCGAGUAUCUAACCUUUGCCACUGGAUGGGUGGGGAGAGCUGCUCCGGGGUCUGCCCCCACCUGGCGGGCAGCGCCGGCGAGCGGAAUCUGGGGGCAUUCUCCCCGGCUCAGCCAACGCUCCUCGGGACCCUGUCCCUGGGAGGGGAGUGAGUGGGGAAUCAGCGCUACGGGGCCAGGCUUCCUCGUGGCUGCCACCAGCGAACGAAACUUUUGUAUGAUACAUAAAGUGUUUGGGUCUAUUUUUAAUAAAAAGGGGGAAAGCAAC